AUGCCUGCGGAUAGAGACCACAGAAGUUUCCUAGAGGACUGGCCCCGGGUCAGCAAGUUCGUACUGUCCGCUUUUGCAGCGUCGGUUGCUGAGUUAGUGACGUUUCCGCUAGAUCUAACGAAAACCCGCCUACAGAUUCAGGGAGAGGCGGCACUGAAGCAGCAUGGGGGGGUGGGAUCAGCAAUUCCAUACAGAGGGAUGGUGCGGACUGCGAGAGGCAUCGUGCAGGAAGAAGGCUUGCUAAAGCUUUGGCAAGGAGCUACUCCAGCUGUCUAUAGGCACAUUGUCUACUCUGGAGUGCGCAUGGUGGCCUAUGAGCAUCUUCGGGAUUCUGUGCUUGGAAAAAGGGAUGAUGACACUUUCCCUUUAUGGAAAGCUGUGGUUGGUGGAAUGACAGCUGGAGCGAUUGGGCAGUUUUUUGCCAGUCCAACUGAUCUGGUAAAAGUUCAGAUGCAGAUGGAAGGAAAGAGAAGACUAGAAGGGAAGCCACCUCGGGUGCGAGGAGUAUAUCACGCUUUUGUGACAAUCGUUUCUAAAGGAGGAAUACGGGGACUGUGGGCAGGAUGGGUACCGAAUGUUCAGAGAGCCGCUCUGGUAAAUAUGGGAGAUCUGACAAUGUACGAUACAGCGAAACACUUUCUACUACGAAACACACCUCUUACGGACAACAGUUUAUGUCACACCAUUUCCAGCAUAUGCUCAGGCGUAGUUGCUGCUACUCUAGGAACGCCAGCUGAUGUUAUCAAAACCCGGAUAAUGAAUCAGCCCAGAGACAAGCAUGGACGGGGGCUGCUGUACAAAUCCUCUACCGACUGCCUUAUUCAAGCAAUACGUGGCGAAGGCUUCAUGUCUCUCUACAAAGGCUUUAUGCCUACAUGGAUGAGAAUGGCUCCUUGGUCUUUGGUAUUCUGGCUGACGUAUGAACAGAUCAGAAGACUUGGAGGAGUUAGUUCAUUCUAA
This is a messenger RNA of Xenopus laevis (African clawed frog), 960 nucleotides long. RefSeq names its product solute carrier family 25 member 27 L homeolog (gene slc25a27.L). The record is from RefSeq and is marked provisional. Lineage: Eukaryota; Metazoa; Chordata; Amphibia; Anura; Pipidae. Gene Ontology annotation, cellular component: mitochondrial inner membrane; membrane. Gene Ontology annotation, biological process: transmembrane transport.